AUGGCGGUGGUUGAGACAGUGAGGGUGGCGUGGCGGUGGGGAGGGGAGGCAGAAAUAGAAGGAAGUGUGGUGGAGAUGAAGGAUCUGGGAUUCUGUAACAUAGGAUGCAACAAUUCCACUAGUCAUGUCACGACCCAUGACCUCCGCAGCCAACAUCGAACUGUAAUCUCCCAAGGUGAGUUCUUGAGUGCUUCUCUGCUUGAUUUGCCAUAUCUAAGCUAUUUAGACUUGAGUCAAACUGAUUUCAGGCAAAUUCAAAUUCCUGAGUCCAUUGGUUCUAUCGUUAGUCUUGAACAUGUUGACCUACCUAAUGCCAACUUUAGGGGAACAAUUCCUGAUCACCUUGGAAACCUCUCACGGUUGCAGUCUCUUGAUUUGAGUGGAAACUCAAAUUCUCUCCAAACAAACAACCUUAAUUGGCUUCGUGGCCUUUCUUCUCUGCUGGUCCUUGAUUUGGGUGGUGUUGACCUUAGUAAUGUCGCGGAUUGGCUUGAUGCAAUAAAUAUGCUACCUUCUCUGGUUGAGUUAACCUUGUUUACUUGUAAAUUGCAGAUUCUUCAACCAACUCUACCGUAUGUCAAAUUCACCAAACUUGAACUUGUUGAUCUUUCGUUGAAUAGUUUUAAUUCUACAAUGCCUAGUUGGCUGUUCAGCAUCAGCCAUAGUCUUGUUUCUCUUAAUCUCAGCAGAAGUCAGUCGCAAGGUUUGAUUCCAAACACCUUUGAAAACACAUGA
Messenger RNA from Camellia sinensis, 735 nucleotides. The record is from RefSeq and is a predicted model, not a curated record. Lineage: Eukaryota; Viridiplantae; Streptophyta; Magnoliopsida; Ericales; Theaceae.